Messenger RNA from Penicillium diatomitis, 1497 nucleotides. RefSeq names its product alpha-mannosyltransferase. The record is from RefSeq and is a predicted model, not a curated record. Gene Ontology annotation, biological process: mannan biosynthetic process. Gene Ontology annotation, molecular function: alpha-1,2-mannosyltransferase activity. Bases 1 to 1497 code for a protein of 498 amino acids. The transcript has a single exon. Gene Ontology annotation, cellular component: Golgi apparatus. Lineage: Eukaryota; Fungi; Ascomycota; Eurotiomycetes; Eurotiales; Aspergillaceae.
AUGGCAAUCCCUCGACAAUAUCUCCGUCUUCGCACCGUUCUCUUCGCGGUCGUUCUCACCGCGGGCGUGGUGUGGUUUGUCUCGAACUGGCCCUCGAAGAUAGUCAUCCCCCACGCAUUUGGCCAUGGAAGUCUCGAGCCUUUCACUGGCCCUGCCACAAGCCAAACAUUAGACUUGGCUAAGAGUCAGCAAAGGUUUUGGCAACAACUCCACGAGCUCGUGGAGAGACAUGGCCCCCAAGCCAUGCCGAUCGUCGAGUACGAGAAAGCGCCCACGGAAGGGUUCGACCCCAAGGAUUCACAUCCUCUCCAGAACUACCUCGCCGUAGAUUUGGAUGAUGUCUCCGGCAUCAAGAUCGCACAUGCACGUUUUCUUGCGGCACUCACCGACGAUCCCUUGGCUUUCAGGGUGCCCUACCGUCCUGGUACCCGAGGCAUUGUGUCCACUGCUGGGGGCGCAUAUCUGCCGGUACUGGUCAUCUCCCUGCGAAUGCUUCGUCGCACUGGCUCCACAUUGCCCAUGGAAGUCUUUCUUGCCGACGAGGAUGAAUACGAACAAGAAAUCUGCGACCAAGUCCUGCCAGAACUCAAUGCACAAUGCGUUGUACUCUCACAGAUUCUGACCGCCAGCCCGGCCAAAAUUGAAAAAUAUCAAUUCAAGCCGUUUGCCAUGCUCUUUUCCUCCUUUGAGGAAAUACUUUUUCUGGACGCGGAUGCCUUCCCACUCCAGAAACCGGAUCAGCUGUUGUUCGAUACUGAGCCUUUCCGCACCACGGGCCUGGUCACCUGGCCUGAUUUUUGGAGGCUCAGCGUCUCACCACUUUUCUACGAAAUUACCGGGGUAGAGGCACCCCUCAGAAAUUUGCGCCAGUCGACCGAAUCUGGAGAAGUGCUGCUCUCCAAAAAGACGCAUGGGCAGACCCUUCUCCUCGUCACAUAUUACAAUUACUGGGGACCGGGGUACUACUAUCCACUGUUAUCCCAAGGAGCUGCUGGCGAAGGCGAUAAAGAGACCUUUGUCGCCGCCGCGACAGUCCUUCGAGCACCCUUCUAUCAAGUCAGCGAACGGCUCGUCGCACUGGGUCACCGCAAGAGCCAAGAAGGCGGUUUGGCAGGCUCGGCCAUGGCCCAAUUCAACCCAGUCGAAGACUAUCAACUCCACGAGAAUGGUCAGUCUAGACUCCGAGGAGACGAAGCGACUCAGCCUGGGGUCUUCUUCAUUCAUGCCAAUUUCCCGAAAUUCAAUCCCGCCACCAUCUUCGACAAACACGAAGUAAAUCCCGCAUUCACAGAUGAAGGGGACUAUACCCGGGCAUGGACGAUCCCUGAAGACGUGGUCGGUCGAUAUAGUGAAAACGAGGAUGUCGAAAAGGCGUUUUGGUCUGAAGUCAAGUGGACGGCGUGUGAAUUGGAAGACAAAUUCAUCACGUGGCGGGAUCGUCCACGGGGGAGUAUCUGCGAUGGAGUUGUCAAGUACUGGCAACAUGUAUUUGAAUAA